GUAGUGAUCGAGAAGAAAGCACCUUCGUAUCACGUUCGUUCAGUGUCGUCGACGCGUCUCAUAGGCCCAUGCCCAGCUACUGCCGCCACCAAAUGAAACGGCGACGAAUAAAACGGCUUAACGAUUACAACUAUUACAACACUGUUACGACGAAUGCCUAGUCGUUUGCCACACGUCGCACUUAAAUCUUCUUGAAAAAAAAAAAAAAAAUUCAUUGUUCUUCAUUGCUCGUCAAACUAUCGAUAUGCGAAAAACGGUUAAAUGAGCCCGAAAUCCACAAUUUUUCCGACAACUGUUGUAACAUGUGCCUAAACCUUGCAGGUUUUUUAUUUUAUUAAAAAAAUACAAUUUGAAAUUUAAUCUCCGUUGAGAACCAUCAUCGGACUCGGUCAAGAUGUUGUCACGUCGGAUGUCGUAUUUCGAACGGCAGGAAAUCAUUGUAAUCGGAGAACGUUUAAAUUAUGUCAAUACGCCACAUGUCAUUGCCAUGGUAGGGCUACCAGCUCGUGGCAAAACUUACAUUUCAAAAAAACUUUCCAGAUACCUUAAUUGGAUUGGUAUAAAUACAAAAGUUUUCAACCUGGGAGAAUACCGCCGGCAUGCCACCACAGCAUACAAAAGCCAUGAAUUUUUCCGACCGGACAAUAAAGAAGCUAUGGCUAUUCGAACUCAAUGUGCUAUCGAUGCCCUUGACGAUGUAUGUACUUGGUUGGACAAUGGUGGUGAAGUAGCAGUUUUUGAUGCUACUAACUCUACAAUUGAACGACGGCAGUUAAUAUUGGACAUAGUCGUUAAGAAACGAGGUUUUAAGUUGUUUUUUGUAGAAUCUGUCUGUGAUGAUCCUAAAAUAAUUGAACAAAAUAUAAUGGAAGUGAAGGUUAAUAGCCCUGAUUAUCAAAGCAUGGGGGCAGAUAUAGCAUUACGAGAUUUCUUGCAGCGAAUAGAACAUUACCAAGAGAGAUAUGAGCCAUUGGAUGAACACACAGAAUCCAGUCUUAGCUAUAUGAAAAUAUUCAAUACUGGAGAAAAAGUAUUAGUGCAUAAACAUGAAGGCCACAUUCAAGCACGCAUUGUUUACUACUUGAUGAAUAUUCAUAUCAUUCCAAGAACUAUUUAUCUUACAAGACAUGGAGAAAGUGAGUGGAACAAAGAAGGCAAGAUUGGUGGUGACUCACAGUUAUCACCAAAUGGAGUUAAAUAUGCUGUAGCCUUAGCCAACUACAUAAAUGACCAAAAUAUUAAAAAUCUUCGGGUUUGGACUUCAUGGCAUCACCGAACUAUUCAAACAGCGUGUGGUGUACGUGCACCACAAGAAAGAUGGAAGUCUCUUAAUGAAAUUGAUGCUGGAGUAUGCGAAGGUAAGACUUAUGGAAUGAUAAAAAAUGAAUACCCAGAACAAUUUGAAGCCCGUGACAAAGAUAAAUUUGCUUACCGUUACCCAAGAGGUGAAUCAUAUGAAGAUUUAGUGGCUCGAUUAGAACCAGUUAUUAUGGAGCUUGAGAGACAGGGUAAUGUGUUAGUGGUCAGCCAUCAAGCUGUACUUAGGUGUUUAUUAGCAUACUUCUUAGAUAAAAAUGCAGAAGAGUUACCGUAUUUGGAAGUGCCGUUGCAUACCUUAAUUAAACUAACACCAGUAGCAUAUGGUUGUAAAAUGGAACAGAUUAACUUUCCAAUUGAUGCUGUCAAUACGCAUCGUCCUAAACCACAGGUUCCAGGAUACUUGGAAGACAGAUUUAAAUAUGUUGAAGAUGUCAAAAAAGAGAAUGGUGACACAACCUUACCUACUUAAACUACAAAUUAAAUACCACUGUGUAUAAUUUUGUUUUCCUUUAUAAAUUUAAUGAGUAGUUUGGGUAUGAUUGGCGUCAAAAGUUAAUGAUGUAUGGAACAUGGCAACUAACUUAAUCGAAUUGGACUAAUAUUAUAGUUUUAUUUUUAUGUAUACAGUUAAAAUUUCUACUUAAUUUGAUUGAUUUUUCUAUGUAAAUAUUUAAUUGACCAUUAUGUACUUACAGCCUGAUAAAAUCUUUUAUAUUCAUAAAAUUAUACUUGUUAAAAUUGAUAUUCUAUUAACAUUACACUGUAUUGAUAUCUUUAAAAAUUAUUCAUUUUUCAUUUUUUUGUCAGAUAUUUUAUUUAUUAUUUAUUUUUCACUUACAUAACUAUAAUUAUAUUAUUAAGA
Molecule: messenger RNA, 2182 nt
Organism: Daktulosphaira vitifoliae (grape phylloxera)
Lineage: Eukaryota; Metazoa; Arthropoda; Insecta; Hemiptera; Phylloxeridae
Product: 6-phosphofructo-2-kinase/fructose-2,6-bisphosphatase-like
Exons: 9
Coding region: 395-1789 (464 amino acids)
Biological process (GO): fructose 2,6-bisphosphate metabolic process; fructose metabolic process
Cellular component (GO): cytosol
Molecular function (GO): 6-phosphofructo-2-kinase activity; ATP binding; fructose-2,6-bisphosphate 2-phosphatase activity
Source: RefSeq, a predicted model, not a curated record